This is a messenger RNA of Fulvia fulva, 750 nucleotides long. RefSeq lists its product as uncharacterized. The record is from RefSeq and is a predicted model, not a curated record. NCBI's taxonomy places the organism in Eukaryota, Fungi, Ascomycota, Dothideomycetes, Mycosphaerellales, Mycosphaerellaceae. Gene Ontology annotation, molecular function: phosphatase activity. The transcript is spliced from 2 exons. Bases 1 to 750 code for a protein of 249 amino acids. Gene Ontology annotation, cellular component: cytoplasm.
AUGCCGCCCAAAGUCCACAUCGUGCGCCACGCAGAAGGCUUUCAUAACUGCUCGAAAGGCGGCGAAGGCAUCCACGACCCAUUUCUCACUGAGAAAGGCCAAGAACAAUGCCGCGAACUAUGCUCCCAAUUCUCAGAGCACGACAAGAUCGAUCUCCUGAUGGCCAGUCCAAUGAAGCGCACUAUACAGACUUGUCAAACCUCCUUCGCGCCGGUGGUAGCUCGCGGACACAAGAUCUUGCUUAUGCCUCUCGCACAAGAAUCGUCAAACGAGCCAAUGGACACCGGGUCUUCUGAAGAACAGCUGAAGGACACUUUCGGCGAUCUCAUUGAUACAUCACGGCUCGAGCUUUUUCCAUAUUGGCACAGCAACAAGGGCCAGUUCGACACAGAUGGAGUGUCUCAGAUCGAGCGCGCGUUGCAUCUCAGGAACGUCCUCAAAGGUCGACCGGAGAAGAACAUUGUCCUAGUCACGCAUGGGUCCUUUGCGCACUUCGUAGCUGGCAAUGUGAAUGCAGAGGGGAAACAGAUGACGAGGAUGUGGUCAAAUGCGAAGUGUAGAACCUACAAGUUCGCCGAUGAUGAUGUUCAUGGCGAUGCUAGACUUGUAGAACUGCAGGAGUCAAUUGAUCGAAGACCUGAUCUUGAGAAGGAGGGCGAUGCUUUUGUCUGGUCGCUGGACAGUGUGAAGAGAGGGUCUGCGGGUAAUAUUCAUGCUACUGCUGGCGUUGUGGAGGCUGUGAAGUCUUGA